AUGGGCCAUUUGAUCGCCGCUCUGCACACCAACGUCAGCAAUAUUCAAAUCAGCAACACCCAGGCUCCUGGAUGGAUAGGUCUGAGAAAUAGCAAUGUCACUGCAAACGCCGGAAGUGCCAACCGCGUGAGGAGACCCAGCACCAAUGCACUUGAGCAGCGUCGCAAAAGCGCUGCAGGUCAAGCCAACCGAGGAAGAACUGAAGCUUUAGUGUCCAGAAAGGAUGUCGUCAGCGUCAGUCCCUUAUUCCAUUCGUUCUCCCUACUGCCGCGAGAGCUUCAAGAUGAAAUCCUCUACCAUGCAAUUGGGUACACGGGAAACGUCAACAUCAUACGUGCAGUUCAAGUCAAGGAUGAUCCAUCAAUGUCCAGACCGUCUGUCACGAUCUCAAAGUUGUUCCGGAUAUCAAAGAUGAUCAACGAGCAUAUGGUAGCACAUAUCUUUCGCAGCACGAACUUCCACUUCGGUAUAACAGGCUUCACGAACUUCAUGUGGCAGAUUGGGCCCGUCAAUCGAUCCUAUUUGCAGAAUUUGACCUUCCGUUUCGGCAAAGUUUCUCUGUUGCACUGCGUACGCUGGCUCGCACCCGAUCCUAUCUGGGAGCUUUUUGAGCCCCCGGUUACAACCAGCCCGCUUACCAUGGCCUACUUCUGGCGCUGCCAGCUUCAGGACCUGAUGAAAGAAUUGACGCUAGUGACACUCACGGUUGAUAUUGGUGAUGUGCCGCUUGCAGACGUGCCUAUGCUCGUCAGGACUCUCAGAUCCGCAAUCGGCAGCGCGAAACAUAUCCGUAUCGUCGACAACAGCUGCUCGGUAGAUGAGACUAGGGGUUGUGCGGUUGCUCAAGCUCUACACAGGCGCUUUCCGGACUUCCAUGAACCUACAUGGCGAGAGUUGGCUAACAAAUACUACGCCGAUUAUAAGCAUCAGCGAUGGCACAUGAAACACAAAUUGACCCAGCAUGGGGUAGACGCCAGCCCAGUAUUGAAUGAGUGGAUGGACCAGAAUAGUGCCUUCUUCGAUGCUUAG
Molecule: messenger RNA, 1029 nt
Organism: Didymella exigua CBS 183.55
Lineage: Eukaryota; Fungi; Ascomycota; Dothideomycetes; Pleosporales; Didymellaceae
Exons: 1
Coding region: 1-1029 (342 amino acids)
Source: RefSeq, a predicted model, not a curated record